UGAACGUUAGACUAACAGAUCAACUCAACAGAAACGUCGCAGAAAUUAUAGCUUCAACAAUGCGAAAAUUAGACAGAUUAUGUCAACACCUCUCGCUUAGUUUUUUUGUUGCGCGUUUGACGAAAGGAAGUAGGCUCGUCAAUGUAUUUUGGAGUUGUCAAGAUAUUUCAUUCGCUACAUUUACAGUAGCCUCAUAUUACAGACGGCCUACAUGUAUCGCAACAUUGGACCACAUGUUGCUCCCCUGUUGAAUUUCAUUCGCUAAUUAAUAUCAGCGUUGAAGACGUCAAUAAAUUAGAAAACUGUUCUCAAAUUAAUGUGUCAAAUAGUAACCACGGAGAUGGACAGAUAGAAUCUGGACCUCAAAUAGAGACAGGCGGACUGGAAAGACGCGUUUCGACAGUGACGGUGGAUGGGCUAAUCCCUCGCGAGGCUUCGUCACCACUCCGGCCGGUGCGGCCCAUGGACCUGCGUACCCAGGGGCUGGUGCGACCCGGGCCGGACUCAGCCAUGCUGGCCCCCCACCUCCCCCCAUUCCUGGGGGCCUUCUCAGCCCAGCACUGUGCCAAGUACUCCCAGCAGCUGUUGCCACAGCACAUCCAGUACGAGUUUGACAGGGAGCAGAGUCGGCAGGAGAAAGAGCAGGAGAAGAGACAGGAGCUGCAGCAGCUGAUGCACAAGGACAAGAGCGAGCAGAGUGCUGUGGCCAGUCCCCUGGUGAAACAGAAACUCAGAAGCCAAAUCCUGAAGAGGAAGGAGCAGGCCGCCCUGGAGAGGACCGCCUCCAACCUCUUCGGUAGCACCACGCCCAGGGGUUACAGGGAAUUGGCCCCAGAUCCUGACAUGACCCCAAAGCCUCUCAUGGUGACUCCUGAUGUCCAUCAUCCACUAUGUGACCAACGCAAGGACAUGCCCCUCAGAAGAACAGCCUCGGAGCCCAUCCUGAAGGUGAAGAGUAAACUGAAGAAGCACAUCAACUCCAGACAGAACCCUCUCCAACGCAAAACCAGUGCUCCCCCUACUGUCAAGCACAGAACGCCGGACACUCAGGACUAUUCCCCCAGCAGCAGUAGCACUCCAGUGUCGGGGUGCAGCUCGCCCAAUGACAGCCUCCUCUCAGAUAGCCCACUUACUACCGGACUGGCCCACGAGGCUCAGAGGUUGCUGCUCCAGGAUGGCACACUGGCCCACUUCUCCUUGCCCUGCUCCACCGCCCUGCCCACCAACAGCGCCAGGCUGCCCACCCAGGGUGACAGGGAGUCGGGUAGCCAUCAGAGGGUGGCCAGGGUACUGCCCCAGGUCUACCUGCCCAUGGAGGGCCUCAGUGCUGCCCAGCUGGCUCACCAACGCCUCCAGCCCCUGCUCAUCCUGGAGCCCUCAGUGCUGCUGCACACACAGCUAGUCACUGUGCGAGGCCUGAGCCCUGGCCCUCUCCAGUACCCCUCCUCCAGACUGGAAUGCCUGGCUCCCCCGGGCCCCCACAGACCCCUGGGUCGGACCCGCUCUGAGCCCCCCCUGCACUCUCACCACCACCAGCACCAGUUAAUGCAGCAGUACCACAACGCACUGCUGCUGGAGAGACUCAAACAGAACACACACCUGGGCAAGCUCAUGACCAAGUCCAGUGAGAAGUCUCGUGUCACACAGAUCCCCUCGAAGGACAUGGACCCGGCGGAGACCGGGCCUGGGGACGGCUACCAGAAGAGAAGACAGAGUGGGACCAGUAGCACUGAGUCAAUGUGGGACACAGAGUCCACCUCCUCAGGCGAUUACCUAGGAGAUCACACCAUGGAACACACACCUCUGAUGAAUCAGUCAUUUCGUUGGGAGCAGCCCAGGCACCUCCAGGUCCUGACAGACAGGCGUAGACAAGCGACCCACCUGGACCCCCUGGGUGUGCCCGUGGUUCUGGGCCCUGCCCACCGCCCCCUCGGUCGCGCCCAGUCCUCCCCCGCCUCCACCUCUCUACCCCCUCCUCCACGGCCCACGGACACUCCACAGUCUCUGGCCGGCCCUGGUCCGGAGACCACCGCCAAGCUACGCUUCACCACUGGUCUGGUGUAUGACUCUCAGAUGCUGAAGCACCAGUGCACCUGUGGCGACAACAGCCGACACCCCGAGCAUGCAGGAAGAAUCCAAAGCAUCUGGUCCAGACUUCAGGAGAGAGGCCUCAGGAACCAGUGUGAGUGUAUCCGGAGCAGAAAGGCAACUCUGGAGGAGCUUCAGUCUGUCCACUCUGAGAAACACGUCCUGCUGUACGGCACCAACCCACUCAACCGCCUCAAACUGGACAACCGCAAGCUGUCUGGAAUCUUAUCUCAAAGGAUGUUUGUGAUGCUACCAUGUGGAGGAGUUGGAGUGGACAACGAUACGAUCUGGAAUGAGACACACACGUCGACAGCGUCUCGCUUGGCGGCAGGCAGCGUGACGGAACUGGCGCUCAGGGUAGCACAGGGAGAGCUGAAGAAUGGCUUUGCAGUGGUGAGGCCCCCUGGACACCAUGCAGCCCGCUCUACCCCCUUGGGUUUCUGCUUCUUCAACUCCGUGGCCAUCGCAGCCAAGCAGCUCCAGCACAAACUCAGCAUCAGCAAGAUCCUCAUUGUGGACUGGGAUGUUCACCAUGGCAACGGUACCCAGUCAGUGUUCUACAACGACUCCAGCGUGCUGUACAUCUCCCUGCAUCGCUAUGACAAUGGCAACUUCUUCCCCGGUAGCGGUAACCCAGCCGAGGUUGGAGCAGGAGCAGGUGAGGGCUUCAAUGUCAAUGUGGCGUGGACGGGAGGCUUGGACCCUCCCAUGGGCGACGCUGAAUACCUGGCGGCAUUCCGGACUGUGGUGAUGCCGAUUGCCCACGAGUUCUCUCCUGACAUGGUGCUGGUCUCAUCUGGUUUCGAUGCCGUCAAGGGACAUCCGGCGCCGCUGGGGGGCUACAAAGUGUCGGCCAAGUGUUUUGGCUUCCUGACACAUCAGCUGAUGGGGCUGGCGGGGGGCCGGGUCGUCAUGGCCCUGGAGGGGGGUCACGACCUCACGGCCAUCUGCGAUGCGUCGGAGGCCUGCGUCCGCAUCCUGCUAGGCACUCAGGUGGAGCCCCUGUCUCAAGCUGUUCUGGAGAGGAGACCCUGUCGCAACGCUGUCCUCUCUCUACAGCGAGUCAUACAGGCCCAGGGUGAGUACUGGCGGUCGUUGAGGGCAGUGGCCCACACGGUGGAUCAGUCCUACCUGCAAGCCCAGGGACAGAGUCUGAGACGGAACUCAGAGGACCACAACAACACAGUGUCCGCCAUGGCCUCUCUCUCCAUGGCUAGCCUCACCACAGACAGGACACACAGAGAUGAACUCAUGGAGGGGGACUGUGACUCCAUGUAGACAAGUGCACUUUCUGAUAAACCUAUCACACAGACAAACACACUGUCCUCCACUGUCAUCCACUGUCAUCCACUCGGCGCUGCUUCACUUGACCAGAAUCCACUGCCUCCAGUUGUCACUAUACGGACCACAUUCUGACCUCAAUAGUCAAACUGACUAGUGUACGCCUCACACACUCCUACACCUCAUCGGAACACAGUACUACUGGCCUUACUAAGACCACUCGCCUGCUUCGACCGCAACUUAACCACACACUGAGAAGACAUCCCAUUAACAGGGACCAAGAGGAAGGACAAUGAACACUUGUGUUCUUAGCAUGCCACUCCGUGCCUUUCCGGGUGUGUUACUCCUCCAUUACCAUGUAACAUUGCGAAUUGUUAGGACACAGAAGGAGAGGAGCACCAGACCUGAGCAGAAACUGGAAGGGUGAAAUAUACACCCUUACACCAAACCGCUUUCAAACACCACUGGGGAGGUUACGACUUGACUUGUAUCAUGAAGUGACUUGACAAAGACCAGCGAGACAGCUGGCUGUAAACAGAGUCUCUCUGGGGAAAAGGACAACUUUUUGUUGCCUUGGUCACAGGUUACCGCGGAGCAUGGCCAGGCCGAAUCACAAAAGGAAGUAGGAAGUUGUCCCACGUCCCCACAGGAAGUCACUAUGAAGGAAAACAGACAUUGGACACUCACCAGGGGACACCUAAAACGCAUCUCGUUCCGAUGAUGUCAUUCGUAUUUAUGCGUCGCCAACAAAAUGAAGAAAAAGAGAGAGGAGACUGAGAAUUUUGUUCAGACUUGUUUUGCACUGUGCAUUUUGUCAUGUGAACCAAGGAGAGAAUGACAGUAUAGACCCUAUUGAAGCUCUCCUGGGAUUGGUGAUAAAAAAAAACAUAUGAAUGAUCAUACUUGUGUUUUUCAAGCUGAUUGAAUAAUUGUAAGUUUUAUUGAUUGCAUAUUGUAUUGCAAAUGUCAAUACAUAAUGGUCAUAUUUUUUUAUCAUCACAUAACGAACCCUAUGAUUCAGGUGCACGGAUGCCUGUGCAAAGCAUAUGCCCCUUUUCCCUUCCAGUCUCCAAAGUGGCCUUUUGGGUGGUGGUAUAAUUUCCCCCCCAAAAUGUAUUUUUUGUUUAAAUUUUUUUUAAAUUGUGGUUCAGAACCUACUGCCCGCAAGUCGUCGUGACGUCGUCAAGUUCGCCACCCCACGCACCUUCCAUUGGUUGUGUCAACCCACACGCCAGUCCAUUGGUUGUGUCAACCCACACGCCAGUCCAUUGGUUGUGUCAACCCACACGCCAGUCCAUUGGUUGUGUCAACCCACACGCCCGUCCAUUGGUUGUGUCAACCCACACGCCCGUCCAUUGGUUGUGUCAACCCACACGCCCGUCCAUUGGUUGUGUCAACCCACACGCCCGUCCAUUGGUUGUGUCAACCCACACGCCGGUUGUACCAGUUUCCCAGUCUGCCAUGUACAGAUAUUUUGGGGGGGGGGGGGCUGAGCAUGGCCCUGAUAGGUUUUUAUAGUUGUUUUCCUUCUAUAGGACAGAAAAACAUGCAAGGUGAAGGUAAGACCUUUUUAACACUCCCUUUCAGACAGCAGUUGUUAUUAGGAAUGAAUCAUAUGAUCAGUGAGACAAUUCAAUCAGGAAACACAGACAGUCGACUCAAACGUUCCAAAGCUGUUUCAGCCAAUUACACGCACCGCCAUACUGUACGGAGAAGUCCUACUCAAUGCUUGACCACACACAAAAUAAAUGUUUAUGGAUGUCAAAAUCAAAAUCAAAUCAAAAUGUAUUGGUCACGUACACAGAUUUGCAGGUGUUAUAACAGGUGCAGCAAAAUGCUUAUUCACUACAGCCACAAUAACAUCUUCCAAAUAUGUGUAUGUGACCAAUAACAUUUGAUUUGACUAGCUCCAACAGUGCAUUAGAAUGUCAUACAAAUACAAUACAAAUAAUCAAAACAAGAAAUAAAGAAAUGACAGAACGAGAACACACAAUAUCCCAUAAUGACGAAUCAAAAACAGUUUAGACAUUUUUGCAAAUGUAUAAAAAAACAACAACUGAAAUAUCACUUUUAAAUACGUUUUCAGACCCUUUACUCAGUACUUUGUUGAAGCACAUUUGUCAGUGAUUAAAUCCUUGAGUCUUCUUGGGUAUGACACUACAAGCUUGCCACACCUGUAUUUGGGGAGUUUCUCCCAUUCUCUGCAGAUCCUCUCAAGCUCUGUCAGGUUGGAUGGGAAGCGUCACUGCACAGCUAUCUUCAGGUCUCUCCACAGAUGUUCGAUCAGGUUCAAGUCCGGCCACUCAAAGACAUUCAGAGAGACAUUCAGAGACUUGUCACGAAGCCACCUCUUCGUUGUCUUGGCUGUGUGCUUAGGGUCGUUGUCCUGUUAGAAGGUGAACCUUCACCCCAGUCUGAGGUCCUGAGCACUCUGGAGCAGGUUUUCAUCAAGGAUCUCUCUGUACUUUGCUCUGUUCAUCUUUCCCUCGAUCCUGAUUAGUCUCCCAGUCCCUGCCACUGAAGAACCCCCCCCAGCAUGAUGCUGCCACCAUUCUUUACUGUAGGGAUGAUGCCAGGUUUGGCAUUCAGGACAAAGAGUUCAAUCUUUGUUUAGUCAGACCAGAGAAUCUUGUUUCUCAUGGUCUGAGAGUCCUUUAGGUGCCUUUUGGCAAACUCCAAACAGGCUGUCAUGUGCCUUUUACUGAGGAGUGGCUUUCGUCUGGCCACUGUACCAUAAAGGUCUGAUUGGUGGAGUGCUGCAGAGAUGGUUGUCCUUCUGGAAGGUUCUCCCAUCUCCACAGAGGAACUCUGGAGCUCUGUCAGAGCUCCAAUUGAAUUUACCACAGGUGGAAUCCGAACAAGUAGAAACAUCAAGGAUGAUCAAUGGAAACAGGGCUCAAUUUCGAGUCUCAUAGCAAAGGGUCUGAAUACUUAUGUAAAUAAGGUAUUUUUUGUUGUUGUUUUAAUACAUUUGCAAAAAAUGAUAAACAACUUUUUUUUCCCCGCUUUGUCAUUAUGGGGUAUUGUGUGUAGAUUGAUGAGGGAAAUGUUUAUUUAAUCAAUUUUAGGAUAAGGCUGUAACGCAAUAAAAUGUGGAAAAAGUCAAGCGGUCUAAAUAGUUUCCCGAAUGCACUGUACAUGGGGCAUUAGUCUCAAGGUGCAGGGUAGAUUACCGGGCAGGUAGCCGGCUAGUGAUGGCUGUUCAACAGUCUGAUGGCCUGGUGAUAGAAGCUGCUUUUCAGACUCUCGGUACUGUCUCUGUCUGUUAGAUGGUAGCAGAGUGAACAGACUGUGGCUCAGGUGGCUGAAGUCCUUGAUGAUCUCUUUGGCCUUCCUUUGAUACUGAGUGUUGUAAAUGUCCUGGAGUGCAGACAGCGUGGCUCUGGUUAUGCGUUGGGCUGACUGCAUCAACCUCUGGAGAGCCAUGGAGUUGAGGGCGGUGCAGGUGUCAUACCAGGCGGUUAUGCACCGCGACAGAAUGCUCUCAAUGGUGUAUCUGUAGAAGUGCUGAUUUUCUUCAGCCGCCUGAGAUUGAAGAGGCGCGGUUGCGCCUUCUUCACUAUGGUGUCGGUGUGGUGGGACCAUUUCAGGUCCUCGGUGAUGUGCAUGCCAAAAAAACGUUUGACCCUCUCAAAGCUUUUGACCCUCUCAAAUGCAGCCCCGUCGAUGUGGAUGGAGGUGUGCUCCCUCUUCUGUCUCUUAUAGUCCACGAUCAGCGCCUUUGUUUUUUUUACAUUGAGGGAGAGGUUAUUCUCUUGGAGGGCACUAUGGUGUUGAAAGCAGAGCUAAACAACAUUCUCACAUAGGUAUUCCUCUUGUUCACGUGGGAUAGGGCGGUGUGCAGUGCAACGGCGAUCGCAUCAUCGGUGGAUCUUUUUAGGGUGGUAUGCAAAUUGUAAUUGGUCUCGGGUGUCGGAUAAGGUGGAAGUGAUAUGGUCCUUGACGAGACUCUCAAAAUACUUCAUGAUGACAGAGGUGAGUGCUAUGGGGCGAUAGUCAUUUAGUUCAGUUAUCUUAGCUUGCUUGGGUACAGGAACAAUGGUGGACAUCUUGAAGCAAGUGGGGACAACAGACUUGGAUAGCGAGUGGUUGAAUAUGUCUGUAAACACUCCAGCCAGCUGGUCUGUUAUGCACUGAGGACACAGAUUGGUAUGCUGUCUGGGCUGGCAGCUUGCGAGGGUUAACAUAAAGUUUUAAAAAUAUAUAUCAUAAUAAUGGUGCUGGGUUUAACGCAGAUUAUUAAAACAGUUGAAUGGACUUCAGAUCAGUUACUAUAAAUGAGUUGUUUAACUAUGGAUGGCACUUAAAAGUUGUAUGUAGACAACACCGGACUCACAAAAAAGAAAUGCACUUACGAUGUCUUAAGUAUUGGAAUUGUGCUUUAGUAAAAUUACCUAUUCUUUACGUGUAUUCCACUCUGGCGAUGCCUUUUUUUAAAAUUGUUGUUCUGUUGUGAUUUCACAAAGACCAGUGUUUUAACAUGUGGAUUGAUUGACAUGCCUGCUCUAUUUUAUAUAUAUCUAUAGGCUGUAUUUCUUGAUACUUGCUUUUCUACACUUGCUUUUCUACAAAUCUAAAAGACAGGUAAACGAGGAUUUGUUCACAUCUGAAACCACUCUAUUUACAAAAACAGUCAAUGAUUUUUGUUCCUGGACCAAAGUGCUGUUGGACAGUUAGCAUUUAGCCGUCGGAGUUAGCUUGUUGAGCUAGUUGACUUUCCAUGUAGAACAAUUGGACACAGGUUGAGAGAAAUAAAAGCCGAAAAGUCUUAUGGGAACAUUAUGCCAGUCGUGGACUGGUAGGGCCUCUGAGCAUAACUUCAAAGAUUCUUGUGAAUUCCUGAUAGUAAUUGUAUCUAAACAGAGAUUUUGCAGCUAAAUAUCACCAAAGAAGGAUUAAAAACUGCUUACAUUUCUUGUUGGCCCUUUCCAUGAGAUAAUGAUGUAAUAGAUUUCUAUGUUGCCCUUUUAAUUCCUUUGCAGUGCUGUGCUUAUGUAUUGUGUUUUAUGAAAAUCUGAUGGUGCUACAGGUUAAUUUCAACUAUCAUGUUAUAGUUUAUAAUGGUGCUGUAUAAUAUACAUUAUACAACCAAGACCGUACACUCUUAGAAAAAGGGUUCCAAAAGGGUUAUUCGGUUGUCCCCAUAGGAUCACUUUUUUUGAUUCCAGACAGAACCCGUUUUGGUUCCAGGUAGAACCCGUUUGGGUUCAAUGUAGGACCCUCUGUCGAAAUGGUUCUACAUGGAACCCAAAAAGGUUCUACCUGAAACCAAAAAGGUUUCUUCAAAGACUUCUCCUAUGGAGACAGCCUUUUUAGGUUCUAGAUAGGACCUUUUUUUAAAGAGUGUACUUGACAAGACCCUGCAAUAUAUGUAUGAUAUUAAUGACAUAGACAAUAUGAAAAUGACAUCAUUGAGAAUGAAAUAAUACAUUUACCUAUGAUCAAGUAGAACAAAAUGGCCACCACAAAUACAUUCUUGAUAUCUUUUUCAGAAAGGUCCUAUUUCAUAUUUUAUUGUGGUUUAUUUCCGGUUUAAUUAAAUUCUUCUGAGAAUAUUUGUGUUCUGUAAAUGUAAUUCUAUUUUUUGAGAAUCAACAAUCCCUUUAAUUGUCUUAAUAUGAAUUAUUGCUCUUCCUCUGAGUGGUUGGUUAUUGAUGUUGUCGAUAGCUACUGAGACCAAAAUACAGACAUCCUGUGCUUUGAAUUAUACUGACAAACCUAUAGAAAGGACGCUUUAUUGAACUGAAUCUUAUUUUAUAAAACAAGCCAAGUAGAGAUUAGAUAGGGAUUUUCUUCUCACUGUUUGUCUUUAUUGGUUUGUACUUGUACAGUAAAAAAUAAUGUUGUGUUUUGUUGUUUUUUUUUCAUAUUUUUUUCUAUAAACUGUUUUCCUCAAUAAAAGGGUAAUUCAA
Oncorhynchus keta (chum salmon) is the source of this 9281-nucleotide messenger RNA. Its product is annotated as histone deacetylase 7-like. The record is from RefSeq and is a predicted model, not a curated record. Gene Ontology annotation, biological process: negative regulation of transcription by RNA polymerase II; chromatin organization. Gene Ontology annotation, molecular function: histone deacetylase activity. Bases 463 to 3366 code for a protein of 967 amino acids. NCBI's taxonomy places the organism in Eukaryota, Metazoa, Chordata, Actinopteri, Salmoniformes, Salmonidae. The transcript has 25 exons. Gene Ontology annotation, cellular component: histone deacetylase complex.